AUGGCGUGCUGCCUCCCGGGCUGGUGCUGCAAGUUCCAGCGGCGGAUCGAGGCGUGCGGCGUCAUCCUCUACGAGGAGUCGCACCUCGCCGACGGCGACUUCUCCACCGUCACUCUCGUCUGGCACGAGGACGACCUCGUCGUCCUCAAGCGCACCCCACUCCCCGCCGACCAGAAGGCGAGGGCGGACGACGUGGUCACUGCGCACGAGCGGCUGCGCGGGCACCCUUUCAUCGUGCACCUCUUCGGCCACGACCUCAUCGCCGCCGGCGACGCCCUCGAGCAACGGCUGCUCCUCGAGUACUGCGCGGGCGGCUCGCUGGCAGCCUCGCCGCUGCCGAUCGGGGAGGCGCACGCGCUGCCGAUCCUCGGCCAGCUCUGCUCCGCGGUGAGCGCCUGCCACGCCGCCGGAGUGACGCACCGCGACGUGCGGCUCGAGAACGUCUACCGGCGGGCGGGGCCGCGAGACACGUACGUGCUCGCCUCCUUCGGGGCGUGCCGCGUCUCCAAGCUCCCCUCGUCGCCGGGCGGCCAGGUCCUCCGGAGCCGCGAGGCGGUGGCGGCGGCGCGCCAGGAGGCGGAGGAGACGGUGCACGCCGUCUGCCGCGCGCCAGAGCAGGUGGCGCCGGAGCUCGGCGCGACCCUCGGGCCAAAGGUGGACGUGUGGGGCGUCGGCGUGGUGCUGCACCAGCUGCUCCUCGGCGUCGCGCCCUUCGCCUCGCCCCUCGACACGCUCGCCGACCGCGCCCCCCUGCCCGCCGAGGCCAGCAGGAGCCCGGCGGCGCGCAAGCUGAUGAGCAAGAUGCUCCAGCGAGACCCCUCCGCUCGCAUCUCCGCCGCCGAGGCCGAGACGCUGGUCUCCGCCCUGGCGUACUGGCCCGAGAUGGCGGCGGCGGCCGGCGCGCAGUCCGGCGUCGAGCCGCCCAUCGUGGCCGAGGUCGCGCCAGGAGCGCGGCGUGAUGAGAUGCCGCCGGCUCUGCUCACACAGGCCUCGCAGCUCUCCAACUUCGUCGACAGCGGCUCUCGGGACGUGUCCCGGGACGUGUCUCGGGACGUGUCCCGGGAGGUGUCCCGGGACGUGUCCCGGGAGGUGUCCCGGGAGGUGUCCCAGCGCGACGAGUGCUCGUCGAACGAGGUGGAGCUGCGGACCGCGCCCUCCCCGCCGCCGAGGCUGCGCCCGGUGCUCGACACGAUCGACAGCCCCCGGGCAGUCGCACCAAGCUCGCCGUCCAAGGCGGCGACGGCGGCGGCGCCGCGCCGGACGGCGUCGCCUCUGCCGGAGGAAGAUGUUGCGGAGCUCAAGCGCGCCUUCUCGUCGCCAACCUUCACGCGCCCGCGCUGGGAGGACGAGGACGACGACGACGCCUAG
Molecule: messenger RNA, 1368 nt
Organism: Emiliania huxleyi CCMP1516
Lineage: Eukaryota; Haptophyta; Isochrysidales; Noelaerhabdaceae
Exons: 1
Coding region: 1-1368 (455 amino acids)
Biological process (GO): protein phosphorylation
Cellular component (GO): cytoplasm
Molecular function (GO): protein serine/threonine kinase activity; ATP binding
Source: RefSeq, a predicted model, not a curated record